This is a messenger RNA of Penicillium verhagenii, 3198 nucleotides long. Its product is annotated as glycine decarboxylase subunit P. Gene Ontology annotation, cellular component: mitochondrion; glycine cleavage complex. Lineage: Eukaryota; Fungi; Ascomycota; Eurotiomycetes; Eurotiales; Aspergillaceae. Bases 1 to 3198 code for a protein of 1065 amino acids. The transcript is spliced from 2 exons. Gene Ontology annotation, molecular function: glycine dehydrogenase (decarboxylating) activity; pyridoxal phosphate binding; glycine binding. The record is from RefSeq and is a predicted model, not a curated record. Gene Ontology annotation, biological process: glycine decarboxylation via glycine cleavage system.
AUGGCGGCGUCUUGGUUUGCUCUCCGCGGAAGCCGCCAGCUCGCGCUGCGGUCGCGUGUACGAGCUGGUCCCUCGCCAGUUGCACUCCGAUCAGCUUCAAUUUCCCCAUUGAACAAUAUUCGACGUGGCCUGCACACUCAACAGCAGCAGCAAGUGUCUACCCCUCGCCGCGGUGUCUACACCAGCUCCGUGGCCGCCCAUGGCGACCCACACCCACAGGACGUUUUCCAACCCCUCGAUACCUUCCCCCGUCGCCACAUCGGCCCCUCACCGGAGGCCGCAGCUGAAAUGCUGGCUGUGCUUGACCCACCGGCUGAGAGCUUGGAUCAAUUCGUCAAGCAGGUCCUUCCUGAGGAUAUCCUUUCCAAGAAGGAUUUGAAAAUCACCGAGCCCCAUGCCGAUAUCAAGCUACACCGCUCCAGUGUGCAGGGCGGUCUGGGUGAGACCGACAUGCUGAAGCUUUUGGAUACCUACCGCAAGCAGAUUGAUGUGUCUGGUAAGACUUACAUUGGUACCGGUUACUACCCGACCAUCGUGCCUCCGGUUAUUCUCCGCAAUGUCCUGGAGAACCCAGCUUGGUACACCAGCUACACUCCUUACCAGCCCGAGAUCAGCCAGGGUCGUUUGGAGUCCCUGCUUAACUUCCAGACUCUCACUGCCGACCUGACUGGUCUGCCCUUCGCCAAUGCCUCCGUUUUGGAUGAGGCCACCGCUGCCGCCGAGGCCAUGACCAUGUCCUUCGCUACCAUGCCCGCCUCCAAGCAGAAGAAGGCCAACAAGUCAUUUGUCGUGUCUCACCUCUGCCACCCACAGACCAUUGCCGUGAUGCAGUCCCGUGCCGAAGGAUUCGGAAUCAACCUCGUUAUUGGAGAUAUCCUCGCUGAGGACUUCAAGGUGGUCAAGGAACAGGGCGAUCACCUCAUUGGUGUUUUGGCACAGUACCCCGACACUGAGGGUGGUGUCUACGACUUCCAGGCUCUUAGCGACUCCAUCCACGGCCAGGGUGGUACUUUCAGCGUUGCUACCGAUUUGCUCGCUCUGACCGUCCUCAAGGCUCCCGGCGAGUUCGGUGCCGAUAUUGCCUUCGGUAGCGCCCAGCGAUUGGGUGUGCCCAUGGGCUUCGGUGGUCCUCACGCCGCUUUCUUCGCUUGCGCUGACAAGUACAAGCGUAAGGUGCCUGGUCGUGUCGUUGGUGUGUCUAAGGAUCGUCUUGGCAACCGUGCUCUGCGUCUCGCUUUGCAGACUCGUGAGCAGCACAUUCGUCGUGAGAAGGCUACUAGCAACAUUUGCACUGCUCAGGCCUUGCUCGCUAACAUGACUGCCAUGUACGCUAUCUACCACGGUCCCGUUGGUCUCAAGUCCAUUGCCCAGCGCAUCAUGUCCAUGACUGCUCUCCUGCGCCAGAAGCUGGUUGGACUCGGCUACAAUGUCCCUGUUCGCUCCAACACUGAGGGCGAGGCUGUCUUUGAUACCCUUGCCAUUGAGCUGGAGAGUGCCUCCGAGGCUGAUGCCCUCGUUGCCGCCGCUCGUGACGCCUCUCUUUUCCUGCGUCGCCUUGGCGGUAACAAGGUCGGUCUCUCUCUUGACGAGACUGUUGGCCGUGAAGAAGUCAAGGAUAUCCUCAAGGUCUUUGCUGCUCUCAAGUCCGCUGCCCCUGUUGAGAUCGAUGGUGCCCUCUCCAUCGCCUCUGUCCCCGCUGCCUUGGAGCGUACCUCCGAGUACCUGACCCACCCGGUCUUCAACACCCACCACUCUGAGACCGAGAUGCUCCGUUACAUCCGUCACCUCGAGUCCAAGGAUCUUUCUCUCGCCCACUCCAUGAUUCCCCUGGGAUCAUGCACCAUGAAGCUCAACGCUACCACCGAGAUGAUUCCUGUUUCUUGGCCCGAGUUCUCUAACAUCCACCCCUUCAUGCCCGCUGACAAGGCCAAGGGCUACAUUCAGAUGAUUGAUGAUUUGGAGGCUCAGCUUGCCGAUAUCACUGGUAUGGCCGAGGUUACUGUGCAGCCCAACUCUGGUGCCCAGGGUGAGUUCGCCGGUCUCCGUGUGAUUAAGAAGUUCCAGGAGGCCCAGGGUGACGCCAAGCGCAACGUUUGCUUGAUCCCCGUCUCUGCCCACGGUACCAACCCUGCUAGUGCCGCUAUGGCCGGUAUGCGUGUUGUCACCAUCAAGUGUGACACCAAGACUGGUAACUUGGAUCUCGCUGAUAUGAAGGCCAAGUGUGAGAAGCACAAGGAUGAGCUCUCUGCUUUCAUGAUCACCUACCCCAGCACAUUCGGUGUUUUCGAGCCCGGUGCCAAGGAGGCUUGCCGCUUGGUCCACGAGAACGGUGGCCAGGUCUACAUGGACGGAGCCAACAUGAACGCCCAGAUCGGUCUGUGCUCGCCCGGUGAGAUUGGCGCUGAUGUCUGCCACUUGAACCUGCACAAGACUUUCUGUAUUCCCCACGGUGGUGGUGGUCCCGGUGUCGGUCCAAUCGGUGUCGCCGAGCACCUGCGCCCCUUCCUGCCCGGUCACCCUGCCAGCGAGUACCUCCAGGCCAAGCGUGGUGACAAUGCCUCUCCUCCCAUCAGUGCCGCCCCCUGGGGCAGCGCCAGCAUCCUCCCCAUCACCUUCAACUACAUCAACAUGAUGGGUGACCGUGGUCUUACUCACGCCACCAAGAUCACCAUCCUCAACGCCAACUACAUCAUGUCCCAGCUGAAGCCCCACUACCCCAUCCUGUACACCAACGAGCACGGCCGCUGCGCUCACGAGUUCAUUCUCGACGUGCGCAGCUUCAAGGAGACUUGCGGUAUCGAGGCCAUCGACAUCGCCAAGCGUCUCCAGGAUUACGGCUUCCACGCCCCGACCAUGUCCUGGCCCGUCGCCAACACUCUCAUGAUCGAGCCCACCGAGUCCGAGAACAAGGCCGAGCUUGACCGCUUCAUCAACGCCCUGAUCUCCAUCCGUGCCGAGAUCGCCGAGGUCGAAGCCGGCAACCAGCCCCGCGAAGGAAACGUGCUGAAGAACUCGCCCCACACCCAGCGUGAUCUGCUCACAUCCGAGUGGGACCGCCCCUACACCCGCGAGCAGGCCGCUUACCCUCUCCCCUACCUGGUUGAGAAGAAGUUCUGGCCCUCUGUGACUCGUGUUGAUGAUGCUUUCGGUGACCAGAAUCUGUUCUGCACUUGCGGCCCCGUCGAUGAGACUGAAUAG